Messenger RNA from Drosophila miranda, 1150 nucleotides. Its product is annotated as protein ALP1-like. NCBI's taxonomy places the organism in Eukaryota, Metazoa, Arthropoda, Insecta, Diptera, Drosophilidae. The transcript has 3 exons. The coding region runs from base 174 to 917 and encodes 247 amino acids. The record is from RefSeq and is a predicted model, not a curated record.
ACUGCUGAGCUGCAAUUCCUUUGGAAAAGCGCAUCGCCAUUGCGCUAUACACUUUGGGCUCGUCCUCUGAGUACCGAACAGUUGGCAGGCUUUUCGGUGUAGCUCCAAACAGUGUGUGUAAUAUCCUGCACGAGUUUUGCAGAGCACUUAUCGACGAGUUUUCGAAGGAGUACAUGUCGCCCAAUUACCUAACUUCCGACAAAAUUGAUGAGUGCGUAAAGGGAUUCGAGGCAAUUGGGUUUCCUCAGUGCCUAGGUGCAAUUGAUGGAUGCCACAUCGAAAUAAAACCACCAGCACCUGAGGCAGUAGACCACCAUAACUAUAAGGGCUGGUAUUCCACAGUCUUGUUUGCCCUAGUGGAUUAUAGAUACAGAUUUACAUAUGUAAAUAUCGGCUCUGCAGGAAGAUGCAAUGACUCGAUGAUAUACCAGAAGUCAAGCCUUGCAAAACAUAUCGAAGCAUCGGCAUUCCUCCAAGAGAAAGCCAAGGAAAUAAGCGGAGUAAACGUCCCUGUAAUGCUUAUCGGGGACUCGGCAUUUAGGUUUUCUAAAAAGCUGAUGAAACCUUACCCGUUUUCCACAGUCGCCUCUUUGGAACAGCGCACGUUUAACUACAACCUUUCCAAAGCUAGGCGAGUGGUGGAAAAUGCAUUUGGGCAUUUAAAAGCCAGAUUUCGAAUAAUCGGAAAAGGUCUUGAUAGCCACCACAAAAAUAAUAGCGCCAUAAUAAUGAGCUGUUGUAUUUUACACAAUAUAUUAAAUAUGCACAACAGCGCGAUUAAUGAAAAUUGGGAGCUUGCAACAAAUGAGCAGCGCGAACAGCCCGAUACCAGCAACAGUUCUGCUGACUUUAAUCAGUCAGCAGAACAGAUACGAUCUGCAAUCGCAAAAUAUUGUGUAGACCGUAAUGAAAAUUAAAAACUUAUUUAUUUUUAUUUUUUAAAACUUCUAAUAAGUCGUUCUGGAAUUUUGUUUGGGUGCUGAUCAAGUCCUGCACCAUCUUCUCCUGCCUAACGUCGUGCUCCUCCUUCUUUCUGUGGUGGUCCUUUUGUUGUUCAAGAGGCUCCUGGGCGAUCUCUGCCAGCCACGAAAUGUCGGUCUUUUUCUUUUUCUUUGGCGGACGCCCAGACAAGGUGCUGGAGCUACAAGAU